AUGUCUCACCUCCACAGCGUUAAUUUCCCAGCCUACGAGGAGAUCUCCAAGCAGUUUCACAUAUCUGCAGCAGUCUGCAUUCCGACGGGUUGUCGCCUGGUGGCAACGUCAGGUCAUGUCGGGAUGGAUGACAACGGAGACGUGAAAGUUGAUCUCCGUGAACAGAUUGAAUGUUCCUUCCAGAACGUAGAAAAGGCGAUUCGAGCCUGUGAUCCUCAGCUAAGCACCGAAGAGAUUUGGAACUCUGUGUACCAAGUCACAACCUACCACGCCGGCGGAGUCGGAGAGGAGGUGAUGCUGACGCUCCAGAGUGUUGCGAGGAAGUAUAUGGGACACCAUCGACCUGCCUGGGCUGCCAUUGGAGUGGAGACUUUGGUGAUAGGCAAGUUCGAGAUGAGUGUGUUUGCGGCAUUACCUGGUCGAAUAGAGCUGUCGUGA
Exophiala spinifera is the source of this 438-nucleotide messenger RNA. RefSeq lists its product as uncharacterized. The record is from RefSeq and is a predicted model, not a curated record. The transcript is spliced from 2 exons. NCBI's taxonomy places the organism in Eukaryota, Fungi, Ascomycota, Eurotiomycetes, Chaetothyriales, Herpotrichiellaceae. The coding region runs from base 1 to 438 and encodes 145 amino acids.